Messenger RNA from Zychaea mexicana, 2250 nucleotides. RefSeq lists its product as uncharacterized. Bases 217 to 1785 code for a protein of 522 amino acids. The record is from RefSeq and is a predicted model, not a curated record. Gene Ontology annotation, molecular function: protein binding. The transcript has 5 exons. Lineage: Eukaryota; Fungi; Mucoromycota; Mucoromycetes; Mucorales; Lichtheimiaceae.
CCUCCUUCUUCUUCUUCUGCACACUCACACUCGCACACACACAAAUUAACCUAUAUCCUCUCCCUCCCCCACACCCCUCCUUUUCUCUCUCUCUUUCUCUCUCCCUUUUGCUUUCUCUUCUUCCACUCGCUCUCUGGCCUCUUCUUGUUCUUCUCUUGCUCGAAUCCCAUAUAAAAAGCCUGCUUUCUUUUUCUUUCUUACCUUUCUCAUCAGUGAAUGGCGCUCAAGCUUGAAUUAGAGCAAUGGCAGCAUGCUUGCGAAGCCUUUGAUAACAGAGACUACGACUCCGCGCUCAGAGCGUUUUAUAAUAUGGCGGAUAAUGCAAAGAUGCACUUUAACAUUGGACUGAUCCUUGCGUCGCUGGAAGAUCAUGAACGCGCGAUCGCAGCCUAUAGCACAGCCAUCAGCAUGGAUCCCUUCUUUGCGGUGGCAUACUUCCAGAUGGGCGUAUCACACUUUGUACUGAAUCAUAUGGAGGCGGCAAGGCAGGAUUUCGAUAACGCACUUCAGAAACUGCGCGGCAACCCAAUCAUCAACUAUCAGCAGCUGGGGCUGGCCUUUCGACUGUAUUCGUGCGAGGUCCUCUUCAACCGAGGCAUCUGCCAGCUCUACCUCGGCAAAAUCGACGCAGGUCUCACCGAUUUAUACCAUGCACAAAAAUCCAAAAUGACAGAGGAACACGAGGUCAUUGACCAAGCGGUGCGUGACCGCGGCAAAGGCUAUUCGGUCUACUCGAUCCCGCCAGGCGUGCUGUAUCGCCCACCGGAAAAUCGUCUGCGCCAGUUACGCGGCGUCGACAUGUUUGCCGCUGCGGAUAAGCUGCAGCGACUGCAACAGCAGCAUAAACAACCGUUUGCCGGAGGUGGACUGGGACGCAACAACUCGGUGCUCUUACGGCGGCAGCCUCAACAACAACAACACCCACAACCACCGUUACCACAGCCAUUACCACGAUCCAUACCCCCUUCUCCGCUUCCUUCGAGCUCAACGUCCACCACAUCCUCCUCAUUUUAUUCCAGACGCCCCACCAACCCAUCUGUACCAGUAUUACCACAACAACCACAACUCCAACAGUCGCGCAGCAGCGACCAUCCUCGCCGACGAAAAGAUUCCAACGUGACAGACGACUGGGGCGACUCACAGUCCUCGCUGUCCUCCUACAGCUCUCGCUACCGCUCAGACGGACGACGCAUCGACAGUGGAUUCGAAUCGACCCAUGAACAAGACCGCUAUUCCUCCUCCUCAUCCACGGGCAGAAACUCGACCCGUAGCCACAAAACCAGCCGCUACUCACCGCCGCCUGUACCGCCCAUUCCACGCAGUCAGAGCAAUUACGACGAGUUCGACUCGCCCACGACGACAAGCAUCACCACAGCAGGCACAAGCCAGUUUGACUUGGAACUCGACGAAGUCUAUGGAUCGCUCCACAACCUGUCGAUGCAUGCAGCAGGCAAUGGCAGCAAUGCGAGCUUGGAUCGGCCCUUCACGCCACAGCCGUCCACCUCAACGUCGUCGGCCAAAGACCUUCCCAACAAGAUCAAAAUCAAAGUCCAUUACUCGGACACGCGCAUUCUCCUCAUGCCGACCCAUGUCACAUUCGACGAACUCUUGCACAAAGUACGGCACAAGUUCAACGCACCGCCUUCAUUGCGACUCCAGUACAAAGACGAGGACGAUGAAAUGGUCAUCAUGAUAGACGACGAUGAUCUCAGUAUGGCACGGCAGAUCUGUAGGAUGCGCAACGGUAGCAGUCCGGAGCGGAUGGAGAUCUGGUGCAUCGCUUAAGGUCCUAUAAAGACAUAUACACUUCUUCAUACACUUUGUUUUUUUUUACAUACACACAUUAUACAAUUCCCAGCACCCCCCCCCCCCGAUACUACAACAUCCAUUCACAUUCCACUCUCUCGCCAGCACAAGCGCACGAUGCACAGCAGCAACAAAAAAGCACAAGAACAAGAACCUUUUUGUUGAACGAAAACGGGCAUUUUCUUUCCAUCCCACCACCCCGCGCGCAAACCAGUUCAUACAAUUCCCUCUCCUUUAUUCUUCCUUUUCUGUGUAUAGUUUUCUAUUCUAUUUUACCCCUCCACCCACCCCCGCGGGACUUUUGUCAAGAACAAAAAGCCCUUUUUUUUUAUUAAAUUAAAAAAAAAAAGAGACCAGGUGUGGAUUUGUUGUUACUACUACUGGUUCUGCACUACACCAAAAGCGGCGACUGUAAUAAAUUAGCUUCCAUUGUUCGGUAACCAA